AGAGAGAAUGGCGGCGGUGGUGUCACCAUUAGCAAAAUACAAGCUGGUGUUUCUCGGCGAUCAGUCCGUCGGAAAAACCAGCAUCAUCACCCGUUUCAUGUACGAUAAAUUCGAUACAACCUAUCAGGCUACAAUUGGAAUAGAUUUCUUGUCCAAAACAAUGUACCUAGAAGAUCGAACGGUUCGCUUGCAGCUUUGGGAUACUGCUGGGCAAGAAAGAUUUAGAAGUCUAAUUCCAAGCUACAUUAGAGAUUCUUCUGUGGCAGUGAUUGCCUAUGAUGUUGCUAAUAGGCAGUCAUUUUUGAACACUUCCAAGUGGAUUGAGGAAGUAAGAACGGAACGUGGUGGUGAUGUGAUCAUCGUCCUCGUCGGGAAUAAAACCGAUCUUGUCGAAAAACGCCAAGUUUCGAUUGAAGAAGGUGAUAUCAAGGCUCGUGAGUUCGAAGUGAUGUUCGUAGAAACUAGUGCUAAAGCCGGUUUCAAUAUAAAGCCACUGUUUCGUAAGAUAGCUGCAGCGCUUCCGGGGAUGGAGGCCCUCUCCUCCGCAAAGCGCGAUGAUAUGGUCGAUGUGAACUUGAAGCCGACCGGAAACGGGGGCCAGAAUGAGCAGCAAGGAGGAGGCUGCACAUGCUAG
This is a messenger RNA of Salvia splendens (bonfire salvia), 634 nucleotides long. RefSeq names its product ras-related protein RABH1e. The record is from RefSeq and is a predicted model, not a curated record. The transcript has 6 exons. Bases 8 to 634 code for a protein of 208 amino acids. Gene Ontology annotation, molecular function: GTPase activity; GTP binding. NCBI's taxonomy places the organism in Eukaryota, Viridiplantae, Streptophyta, Magnoliopsida, Lamiales, Lamiaceae.